Molecule: messenger RNA, 801 nt
Organism: Olea europaea var. sylvestris
Lineage: Eukaryota; Viridiplantae; Streptophyta; Magnoliopsida; Lamiales; Oleaceae
Product: SUMO-activating enzyme subunit 1B-1-like
Exons: 4
Molecular function (GO): ubiquitin-like modifier activating enzyme activity
Source: RefSeq, a predicted model, not a curated record
UGUUCAGCCAGACAAAAGAACGUCUAGUAGGAUCAGCUAUUCUUUAUCUUCAUGCUUCCUUGCAAAUUACUUUUCACUGCUUGGUAGUUGCUUUUUAUGUAUGGUGGAUAAUCUACGAUUUGAAUUGUUCUGGAGAUUGUCUUAUUUACUGUCGGGAGUACAUUUUCUUAGUGAUAGAAAGGUUUGAAGAGCUUGAAUCUCGUAAUCCUGGAGAUACUUCAAUUGCUGACCUUCCAAAUGUUCAAAAGUUGAGGAAGGAACUUUGCGAGGCACAUUCAUUGAGUGAAUCUAUGAUUCCGGAUGCCCUUCUAGAGAGAUUAUUAUCAAGUACAACAGAAUUUCCUCCUGUUUGUGCCAUCAUUGGAGGAAUUCUUGGACAGGAAGUUAUUAAGGCAAUAUCUGGCAAAGGAGACCCUCUAAAAAAUUUCUUUUUCUUUGAUUCGAUGGAUGGGAAAGGCAUAAUAGAGGAUAUAUCUAUAGUGAGAGCAGAAGGCUAGGCUCAAGAUUUCCUUUUCCCCCAAGUGGAACUCAGAAAUAGUGGAACAUUUUAUUUGAAAAGCUGAUCUUUGUUGAAUUUAUAACUGAUCCUUAGGAUGAUUGUACUUGUAACUGCUGCUUCGUCAGUCGAAUUACUGAUUUGUAGCAUGACUGUAGUCGGACUUAUUUUUUAUUGUCUAGUGUCUUUUGACAAUAGGCCGUAAUUUAAAGAAUUAUGUGAAUGAAACUUCCAUAUUCACAGUUUCAAGAUCACUGUGUUGGGUGCAGUAGGUAUUCAAUUGCUAAAAGGUACUGCUAUUCGGU